AUGUCUUUAGUAUCUUAUUAUGACAGCGAUGAUAAUAGUGCAAGCGGCGAGGAAAACGAAGAAGCUAUCAAAGUUGAAAUAAAAGCCACUAAAACGAUAACAACAGCUGAAAGUAAAAGUAGAGAAAAUGAUAAAACGACCCCAGCUUCACGAGUUACGGUUUUGUCUGGACAGAUUAGCGAUGAUGAAGAUGAUAUGACUGUGAGGCCGAAUGAUUAUGGUGGGAUUGGGUCAGGACAGACUGAUGAAGGUAAUUUUCUUCACAAUAAUUUGCCAGUACCCAAAAGUUCUGUAGAAACAGUAGAUGAGGCUGGUGUAGUUCUGGAUGAUAAGCUCGAAGAUGAAGUCAAACCAAAAAAAUCUCAGAUGAAAGAUGCUCCCAAACCACCUCCUAAACGUUCAAAACAACCAGUUAGAAUAACUAUUCCAAAACUUCAGGAUGAUGAAGAUGAACCAAAACAGAAGAAAAUAAAAUUGGGACCAUCUACACAGAAGAGUGGAUUGACAUCUCUGUUACCUCCACCAGUUCAUGCAGUGAAGAAAGAAUCUAACAGAAUUUUAGUGCCUCACACUUUAAAAAGGAAGCCACCACCUAAGCCUAACGUGGAUAAGACUAAAACAGCUAGUAAGAAACCUAAUGAAGAGGCCAAGUCUCUGAAGAAAUUGACGGCAUUUCAAGCAAUGACUGGAUACGAAAGUGAUAGUGACGAAGAAAAUUCAAAUUCUGGAAAUUUCUUUUCAUUGGACGUAGAUACUGAGAAUAAUGCUGAACAUUUAGAAUUGUCGAAAGAUCUUCCACCUUGUUUGCCGUCAGUGUCCGAUAUUCUACCAGACGUGUCAGUGACGUCACAAACAGGGCCUGUGUCCACGCUACCUAAAAUCACAGUGAACCCUGAUGCACCAUUAGGGUUCAAUAAAGGACAUAAUAAUCCCUACUCUGGUGCUCUGGUUAAUUCACAACCCUCUGUCAGUUCAAUAGCUUCAAGUAGUAAUAGUCAUUCAGAUAUAUCUCAGUCAUUUUAUAAUGUUCCUUAUUCACAGAAUGAAGAAUAUAGUAAUAAUUAUGAAGAGCUACCACCUGUCAAUAAAAUACCAGAAGUUGAUGAUUAUCUACAAGAUGAACAGUUUCUACGAAUACAAGGAAAGAAACGGCGUGGUAAAGAAGAUAUUAAUAUUAUUGAGGCCAAUAUGAAUGAUUAUAUUAAUAGUAAUGAUAUUGAACUAACUAAAACACUAACUGAAGAAUCCACACAUCAACCUCAUAGAAAUAAAGACAGUAUGCCCACUGGUAAAGAAAAACGUAAACAUCAAAUUACCUACCUAGCUUUCCAGGCUAAAGAAAGAGAGUUUGAACUGAAGAAUGCCUGGGCUCAAGGUCGAGCUACUAAACGUCAAACUCAGUCUAAAUAUGGAUUCUAA
This is a messenger RNA of Lottia gigantea (owl limpet), 1419 nucleotides long. RefSeq lists its product as hypothetical. The transcript is spliced from 7 exons. Gene Ontology annotation, cellular component: nucleus. The record is from RefSeq and is a predicted model, not a curated record. NCBI's taxonomy places the organism in Eukaryota, Metazoa, Mollusca, Gastropoda, Lottiidae. The coding region runs from base 1 to 1419 and encodes 472 amino acids.